GAGGAAACACCAGCGCCAGUUGAAUAUAUCCAACAUCUCUUUCUGGAUGUCUAACUAAACAUCAGAAUCGCAAGACCCAUACCAAGGGAUAGUGUGAGCGUUAACAGCGGGAAAGAAAAUCCUCGCAGGGGUGAAGUAGUGGGCCUUGUACAGUAUAGGUUUUUUCCCUCGACACUUGUACAGGCCAAAGAUGUCAGCAAGGGUUUCCCGGAGAAGAGACUACCAUAUUGUCGUGUUAGGCGCUGGCGGCGUUGGAAAGAGCUGCCUUACCGCUCAAUUUGUACAGAAUGUAUGGAUCGAAAGCUAUGAUCCGACCAUCGAGGAUUCGUACCGAAAGCAAAUUGAGGUUGAUGGCCGUCAGUGCGUCCUAGAGAUUCUAGAUACAGCUGGUACUGAUCAAUUCACUGCUAUGAGAGAGCUAUAUGUGAAGACUGGACAAGGAUUCCUUCUGGUUUUCUCCAUCACCUCUUUAAGCAGCCUUUAUGAGUUAUCACGCAUUCGAGAGCAGAUUGUCAAUAUCAAAGAUGAUGACAGCGUCCCUAUCGUUAUCGUGGGAAACAAAUCGGACCUCGAAGAUGAGCGAACCGUCACUAGGUCAGAGGCAUUCAGCGUGUCACAAAAUUGGGGAAACGCUCCGUACUAUGAGACAUCGGCGAGACGCAGAGCGAACGUGGAGGAGGUUUUCAUAGAUCUCUGCAGGCAGAUUAUUCGGAAAGACAAUGCGGGUGCACUAAGUAUAGAAGAGGAAAUCGUAUAUGGGUAUGAAGAUCCUGGAGAGGUGCAGGGUCACGUACGGAGAGAUGGAGGACAACAUAGCCAUGGACGGCGGCGGAAAAAAAAACCUACGUGUACGAUUUUAUGACAUGCUGACAACAGUAUUCCAGCAAGAAUGAUGCCUCAGUUUGAUAGUAUGCCAGCUCUAUCCCUUUUCUUGUAUCACCGCAGUCUGUUCGUUCCGAACACCAUAGAAGAUCUCUUACCGUCCCCGCAUGGUAAUUCUGCCUUCCUUCUUCUGGUCGGGACGCAAGAUUGUGUUUUUCUAUUGCUUGUUUCCGAACCUCAAAUUCUCCGACCCGCUCGAGCGCUCAGGCGAUGUUGUUACCCGACACCAGACAUGGUGAACUAAUCGAGAUAGGGUUUGAUUCAACUAGAGUUACUAGUCUCGAUGGAAAGAUCUGUUCUGCAUCCCGACUUUACCUCGAGGGGAUUCAAGCACUCUUCUAUCCUCGGCGCCUCGGGGAAUAAACAGUAAUCGGCUGAAAAGGGAAGCGGUAUCCAAACA
Messenger RNA from Amorphotheca resinae ATCC 22711, 1282 nucleotides. RefSeq lists its product as hypothetical. The coding region runs from base 191 to 862 and encodes 223 amino acids. Gene Ontology annotation, molecular function: GTP binding; GDP binding; GTPase activity. The transcript has 9 exons. Gene Ontology annotation, biological process: signal transduction. Lineage: Eukaryota; Fungi; Ascomycota; Leotiomycetes; Helotiales; Amorphothecaceae. Gene Ontology annotation, cellular component: plasma membrane. The record is from RefSeq and is a predicted model, not a curated record.